CAGCUUGGAGCAGGCUGGGACAGCGGGAAUGUCCCUGCCCAUGGAAUGGGAUGAUCCUCAAGGUCCCUUCCCACCAAAGCAUUCCCUGAUUUCCCAGCCCGGGUCAGUGUCCGACGACAUCUCCAUGGGAACCAUCCCUGCCCUUCCCAUGGAUCCAGAGCGGGAAUUUCCUCCAAAGCUCCGCCAGCUUCCCAAUAAACAUCCGGCCGAGUGAGGGAUUUUCCCAGCUGGGAUCAGGAUCCCAACCCUCUCCUUCCUUCCCGCUUUUCCGUGCCCUGAGCAGCUGCUGGGAAUCCGGGAAGCAGGAAUGUUUUAUACCUGGAUCCUGCUGCUGACAUUCCCAUGGCAACCUCAUCCCGGUUCGGAGCCGCGCGCGCCGGAUGCGUUCCGGAGGGAAUAAAGGACGCAGCCUGCAAAAGACACUUCCCAGUGUGUUCCUGACAGGCGGGAAUUCGGGAAUGCGGUGCCCGUGAAUGCCGGCUCCGGCUGGAUUUGGCAGGACACACAAUUCCCAAGGGCUGGAUGGGGCAGGGAGUGUCAGAUCCAGGGCUUUGGAAGAGGGAUAAACAACAGCUGGGAAAAGCGGGAUGCACCACGGAGCUGGGCCGGGAUUCUGGGAUGGGAGGGACAACGGGAACGGGGUGGGAGCAGGGAUUGGAGACUUAUUCCAGUGGCACAUCCCAAACUGGAUCCAUCCCUGCCUGUUCUCCUCGGGAACACUGCAGCCUUUUCUGGGAUCCUCUGGAGUCUCCCAGGAUCCACCGGAGGUGAACAGGAGGGGUUGGGGAAUGGGAAAAGGCUCCUGGAACUUGGAUUUUCCUUUGGUUUCCCAAGAUACCGGGAUCCUGAGGGAAUCUGGGAUGCUGGGAAGUGCUGAUGGAUCUCAUGGGAGCACGGGGGAAUUAUGGAGGGCUGGAAAAGGGAAUGGGAUGGAGCAGGAAUGGGAGACAGGACCAAGAUUCCCAUUCCCUGCUUGGGUUUUCUGGAAAACAAGCAAUUCCCAAGGGAUGCUCCCACGGGCAGCUCGUGGAGGUCGGGUGAGCCCCGUGGUUAUCCCAGGAUCUGGGCUCGGCAGCUCCAUGGAAAUUCGGGAUUCCGUGGGCAGCCAGUGCCGCCGGAACGCGGCUCAUCCCUGCAGGAUCCCGUUCCGGGACGCUCCGUGAGAGGAGCUCUCUGGGACGAGGAGGCUGCAAGUGCUGGAAGCACGGCAGGAGCUCCCAAGAAGGGGAUUUUGCGGGAUUUAGGGCCGGCUCCGUGUGCUGGGCAGGCUCCGGAGCCAUGGGAGCGGCGGCGGACGCGGAGUGGCUGCGCUGGGUGACGAAACAAUUCGGGAAUAUCGCUGGGAAGGACCGGGAAAUCAGCCUGGAAGAGUUCAAAUCCGCCCUGCAAGUGAAGGAGUCCUUCUUUGCCGAGAGGUUUUUCGCGCUCUUCGACUCCGACGGGAGCGGCUCCCUGAGCCUGGAGGAGCUGCUGGGAUCCCUGCGCCUGCUGCUCCACGGGAAUUCCAUGGAAAAGCUCCGCUUCCUCUUCCGCGUGUACGACGUGGACGGGAGCGGCUCCAUCGACGCAGAGGAGCUGCGGGUGGUGCUCCGGGAGUGCCUCCGGGAGAGCUCCAUGGCCCUUCCCGAGGAGCGGCUGGGAGCGCUGAGCCAGGCCCUGCUCCAGGCGGCCGACCGGGAUCACAGCGGCUCCAUCACCUUCCCGGAGCUCCGGGAGCAGCUGGAAGCGUUCCCGGAAAUCCUGGAGAACCUGAGCAUCAGCGCCGCGAGUUGGCUGAGGCCCCCCGCUCCCACCGAGCGCCGCCUGUGGCCGCGCUGCUUUUCCCGGGACUUCUGGAGGGAGCGGCUGUGCUGCUUUUCCCGGGAAUUGCGGGGGGCCCGGCUGUGCUGCCUGGGCGCCUGGGCCGCUGUCACCGCGCUGCUGCUGGCCCUGGGGGCCCUGCGACACCGCGGGCGCGGCCCCGCCCUGGCGCUGGCCCGGGGCUGCGGCCACGGCCUCAACUUCAACUGCGCCCUGCUCGCCGCGCUGAUGCUGCGGCGCUCCCUGACGCGGCUCCGCUCCACGCCGCUGGCGGAGCUGCUCCCGCUGGAGCUGCACGUGCGGGGCCACGAGCUCGUGGCGUACCUGGUGCUGGCGCUGGCGGCCGCGCACUCGGCAGCGCACCUGGCACACAGCGGCCUGGCCCAGGGGCCCGGGCAGGUGGCCCUGGGCGAGUUCGUGCUGCGGCCCCGGCCGGGCUCCGGCGGCGUGGCGGGCACGGCCCCGCAGAGCGGGCUGGCGCUGCUGGCGCUGCUCCUGGCCAUGCUCGUCUGCUCCCGGCCCUGCGUGCGGCGCGGCGGCCACUUCGAGGUGUUCUACUGGAGCCACCUGUCCUACAUCUCCGUGUGGCUCCUGCUGCUCCUGCACGGGCCCCACUUCUGGAAGUGGUUCCUGAUUCCCGGCUCCCUGUUUUUCCUGGAGAAGCUGCUGGGCUGGGCGUGGCGCCGGGCAGGGGAUCUGCACAUCCUGGAGGCCAACCUGCUCCCCUCCAAGGUGACCCACCUGGUGAUCCAGAGGCCGAAAUCCUUCCACUUCCAGCCGGGGGAUUACGUCUUCCUGAACAUCCCGGCCAUCGCCGCCUACGAGUGGCAUCCCUUCUCCAUCAGCAGCGCUCCGGAGCAGCCGGAAACCCUCUGGCUGCACAUCCGGGCCCUGGGCCAAUGGACCAACAAGCUCUACGAGUACUUCCAGCAGCUGGAAUUGCGCGGCCCGGAGCCGAAUCCGCCCGGGAAGAGCCGGAGGGAGCGGAGGAGCCGGCACUGGGAACAGGAAGGCUCGCAGGGAGGAUCCGUGGCCACCGGCAGGGACGGAGCCGUGGAGCUGACGGCAUUCCGAGCCCCCGGAGCGGCAUUCCCGGGAAUGGACCCGGAGCAGGGGGGCUCCGGGCCGGGGCAGAGCCGGCGGAGCUGCAGCGUCAAGUGCUACCUGGACGGUCCCUAUGGAACUCCGAGCCGGCGGAUCUUCACGUCGGAGCACGCCGUGCUCAUCGGAGCCGGCAUCGGGAUCACCCCCUUCGCCUCCAUCCUGCAGAGCAUCAUGUUCCGGUACCGGCGGCGGAAGCAGAGCUGCCCCAGCUGCCACUUCUCCUGGAGCGAGGAACGGCGGGAUGAGGAGAUGACGCUCCGGAAGGUGGAUUUCAUCUGGAUCACGCGGGAUCAGCAGCACCUGGAGUGGUUCCUCAGCCUCCUGUCCAAGCUGGAGACGGAGCAGGCGGAGCUGGAGCCGGGAGGGAAGUUCCUGGAGCUGCACCUGUACCUGACCUCGGCGCUGGGCAAGGGGGACGUGAAGGCGCUGGGGCUCCAGGUGGCCCUGGAUCUGCUGGCAGCCAAGGAAAACCGGGAUUCCAUCACCGGCCUCCGCACCCGCACCCAGCCCGGCCGGCCCGACUGGGCCAAGGUGUUCGGGAAGGUGGCGGCGGAGCAGCGCGGCAAGGUCCGGGUGUUCUUCUGCGGCUCCCCGGGGCUGGCCGGGCUCAUCCGCGGGCACUGCCGCGCCUUCGGCUUCCGCUUCUCCAAGGAAAACUUCUGA
This is a messenger RNA of Corvus hawaiiensis (hawaiian crow), 3567 nucleotides long. It is a transcript of the gene NOX5, whose product is annotated as NADPH oxidase 5. Gene Ontology annotation, biological process: superoxide anion generation; defense response. The transcript is spliced from 16 exons. Gene Ontology annotation, cellular component: NADPH oxidase complex; plasma membrane. Gene Ontology annotation, molecular function: calcium ion binding; superoxide-generating NAD(P)H oxidase activity. The coding region runs from base 1279 to 3567 and encodes 762 amino acids. NCBI's taxonomy places the organism in Eukaryota, Metazoa, Chordata, Aves, Passeriformes, Corvidae. The record is from RefSeq and is a predicted model, not a curated record.